Molecule: messenger RNA, 312 nt
Organism: Aureobasidium vineae
Lineage: Eukaryota; Fungi; Ascomycota; Dothideomycetes; Dothideales; Saccotheciaceae
Source: the annotation of a GenBank genome assembly
AUGACUAAAGACUCAUCACACACCUACAUCCAUCUGCAUCGCAGCCACCAUGCCGAUCUUCUAGAGGAUUUCAAUCGUACUCAUCUGCCUCACGAAGAGAUAUACGUUCCACCCGAACACCAGCCAUUGAACCCUGACGAUGAAGACGACGUUGUCCCUGAACAACAUGCUGCCUUUGGAAUCCAGAGAGCCACACAGCGUCAGCAAGAACCUGCUUGGCGUGAUCUCGGUCUGGACAGGAUCUUGAAUGAAGGGCCACCAAAGACCCAACGCCAGAACGAGCAACUAUCAAAAGUCCGUCUCUUGCGAUGA